This is a messenger RNA of Gadus macrocephalus (Pacific cod), 5795 nucleotides long. RefSeq lists its product as uncharacterized. Gene Ontology annotation, cellular component: chromosome. Bases 327 to 5636 code for a protein of 1769 amino acids. The record is from RefSeq and is a predicted model, not a curated record. Gene Ontology annotation, biological process: regulation of transcription by RNA polymerase II. Lineage: Eukaryota; Metazoa; Chordata; Actinopteri; Gadiformes; Gadidae. The transcript has 5 exons. Gene Ontology annotation, molecular function: chromatin insulator sequence binding.
UGUGAAAUGCAAGGUUCACCGACCGGAAGUGUGUGUUCGCUCACUGCUCCGUUAGAUACGUUGUCUUUUGCCCGGUUUUAACCACAAAAUAUUAGUAAAAUAGCAUAGCAUUUCGCAUAUUUUGACCUCAUGAAACCCACCGGAGGAAGAGAUACAUCAGCAUAGGGAGAAAGAAACGAGAAGGUCCUUUUCCCACAGUUCCGGUCACUGAAUUAUCUCCCAGGAUUACCGACAACUUUUUCCUCUCCUCAAGGUGUUGAAGCUUCACGUCCAUUAAAGACAUACACAUUAAUCAUGUGCAUGUGACUAUUUUUCAUUUUGGAAAAAUGUCUUUAAAACGUGAUUUGAAAUCCCUUGGUUUUGAUCCGUCUCACAAAAAUUGUUUAGCCGGAGAGGAAUUAACCAAGAUGUAUUUGAAGCAGCGCAGAUCAGUCCUGGAGAAAGCACAGCAUGAAGAAUCACCUUUUCCACGUCUUGAAGAAAUGUCAAAACCAGAGGCAUAUGUCGUGGAGAAUAACGACAAGCUUACCAUACAGUGUCAUUUUUGUGGCAACCACAUGGCCAUGGCAACACUUCCUCCUCCUUUCCAACUCUUCUUGCCUAGUGAAGGAAGAGAAGCAAAGUCAGUGGAGAGCAGAGAUGCCGCUGUCCAAGUGGAUCUGCCGCCUACAACGAUGCUAAUGUUAAAGACCAGUAACAAGGAACACGACUCGGCCGGCCGCAGUCCUCAUGGGAACACCACAACCGGGUGCACCACGGCCGGAACCGCCACGGCGUGGUACAGCACUGUCGGGGGCCCCGCGGCUGGGUACCCCAUGGCCGGGUGCCCGCCAGCCUUUCUGAUGGACCCCAGCCCAUCUUCCAACUCAUCUCUGUCCCCACCUGGAUGGAACACCUCUGCUGGGACCACUGUUGGGUCCCAAUGGAACACGUCGUCGCUAAAUGAAUCGGUGACCAAGCAGCACCAGGAGGCCAAACUGCCCCCAGUCGACCCAGUCCGAUCCACUACUCCCAUCUGCAUCUCCUCCUCUUCCUCCUCGGCUUCCUCCAGCCCCUCCUCAUCGCCCCGCCCCCACUCCUCGUCCACGUUCCUCCCAGUCACUCUUCCCAACCUCUAUACUUCCCUGACGCAAACCAAGAAGGCCCUGCCGCGACUAAAGAGGAUCCUGCCCAAACCCAGAACUGGCCUGCAAAGCCCCGGGCCCCCAACCCUGAGCCCCCAAUCCUGCACCUCUCUGGGCCUCCGAGCACCUCCCUCUCCCCUGUUUUCCUCCCCCCCCAGGACCAGCAGCCUUGACUUGGAGGAGGGGGCGGACCUCACCCCUCCUGGCCUCAUAGCUCCUCUAAGUCCGCGGCUAGCAGAGGAGGAGGAGAACGAGGAGGAGAGCCAAGCGAAAGAGGCUGUCGCGGGAGGGACGAGGGGAGCGCCACACGAGUGUUCCGUUUGUCUCCGGGACAUGAAGACCAAGCAGCGGCUGAUGGUCCACUUCAGGGUCCACACGGGAGAGAGGCCCUUCAGGUGCGAGUUAUGCAGCUGUGCCUUCGCACAGGUGGGAAACCUCCAAUGUCACGUGAAAAGCAAGCAUCCGCUGGCGAUCCCAGAACCCGGUGGUGGCCGCAUGCGCCGGAAAUCCUCCAAAAAGGUUGCCAUGGCGUGCGACGGCACUCUUAGCCCCCCCAAGGCAGCAGAGGUCAACGCUUCUGUUGGUUUCCAGGGAGCCAACAAAGCUCUGAGCGAUUCUAGGAACGCUAGCAAUGCUCCUGCUGAAUCCAGGCUAGCGGCUUCUGGAAACCUCGACAUUGACCGCACUGCGGGCAUUGAAUUGACUAACGUGGCGACCAUUGCUAAUGACGUUGUUGGUCGUGAACCCUCCAGUUUCCCAACUGACUUCCCAAGGAGUAGGGACUUCAGUGCUUGGGACGUCCACAACGCCAUGGAGCUCAACCCAGUCAUGGAGGUCGAUGAUGCCAAGGGAAAGGGCCUGGAGGAGGCGGUGGGUCCUGGCUGUCCUCCUGGACUCAUAGCUCCUCUUAGUCCGCAGCUAGCAGAGGAGGAGGCGGUGGGUCCUGGCUGUCCUCCUGGACUCAUAGCUCCUCUUAGUCCGCAGCUAGCAGAGGAGGAGGGGGUGGGUCCUGGCUGUCCUCCUGGACUCAUAGCUCCUCUUAGUCCGCAGCUAGCAGAGGAGGAGGGGGUGGGUCCUGGCUGUCCUCCUGGACUCAUAGCUCCUCUUAGUCCGCAGCUAGCAGAGGAGGAGGGGGUGGGUCCUGGCUGUCCUCCUGGACUCAUAGCUCCUCUUAGUCCGCAGCUAGCAGAGGAGGAGGGGGUGGGUCCUGGCUGUCCUCCUGGACUCAUAGCUCCUCUUAGUCCGCAGCUAGCAGAGGAGGAGGGGGUGGGUCCUGGCUGUCCUCCUGGACUCAUAGCUCCUCUUAGUCCGCAGCUAGCAGAGGAGGAGGGGGUGGGUCCUGGCUGUCCUCCUGGACUCAUAGCUCCUCUUAGUCCGCAGCUAGCAGAGGAGGAGGGGGAGGGUCCUGGCUGUCCUCCUGGACUCAUAGCUCCUCUUAGUCCCCAGCUAGCAGAGGAGGAGGCGGUCGAGGAGGAGGGCCGAGGAAAUAAGGCGAUCGCUGGAGUGACGACUGGACGGCCCUUUGAGUGUUCCGUUUGUCACAUUGACAUGAAGACCGAGCAGCAUCUCCAGAUCCACUCAAAACUCCACACCGGCUACUGGUGUGAGUUAUGCAGGAUUUCCUAUAAAUCGGGGAAAACCCUUCGCUUUCACAUGAAGCGGAAGCAUCCGCUGGCGAUCCCAGAACCCAGUGGUGGCCACGUGCCCUGCAAAUUCUCAAAAAAGGUUGCCAUGGCGGUCGGUAGCGCUCUUAGCCCUCCCAAGGCAGCAGAGGUAAACGCUUCUGUUGGUUCCCAGGGAGUGAACAAAGCUCUGACUGAUUCUAGGAAAGCUAGAGAUGCUCCUGCUGAUUCUAAGCUAGCUGGGAACGACAACAUUCAUAUUGACUGCGCUGCGAUCAUUGGAGAGACUACCGGGGCUAACAUUGCUAAUGACGUUGUUGGUCAUGAACCCUCCAGUUUUCCAACUGAUAGAGCGUUGAGUAGGGACUUUAGUGCUGGGGACGUCCACAACGCCAUGGAGCUCAAUGUCAUGGAGGUAAACCCCGACGUGGUGGUCAAGCCCAACGUGGAGGUCAACCCCAUCCCAGAGGUCAACCCCAUCCUGGAGGUAAACCCCGACGUGGUGGUCAAGCCCAACGUGGAGGUCAACCCCAUCCCAAAGGUCAACCCCAACUUGGUGAUCAACCCCAACUUGGUGGUCAAGCCCAACGUGGAGGUCAACCCCAUCCCAGAGGUCACCCCCACCCCGGAGGUCAAUCCCAACAUGGAGGUCAACCCCAACGUGGAGGACAAUGACGUUGAAGGGGUCAAUGAUGCCAAGAGAAAGAGCCUGGAGGAGGCGGUGGGUCCUGGCUGUCCUCCUGGACUCAUAGCUCUUCUUAGUCCCCAGCUAGCAGAGGAGGAGGCGGUGGGUCCUGGCUGUCCUCCUGGACUCAUAGCUCCUCUUAGUCCGCAGCUAGCAGAGGAGGAGGCGGUGGGUCCUGGCUGUCCCCCUGGACUCAUAGCUCCUCUUAGUCCGCAGCUAGCAGAGGAGGAGGCGGUGGGUCCUGGCUGUCCUCCUGGACUCAUAGCUCCUCUUAGUCCGCAGCUAGCAGAGGAGGAGGUGGUCGAGGAGGAGGGCCGAGGAAGUAAGGAGAUGGCUGGAGUGAGGACGGGACCGCCCUUUGAGUGUUCUGUUUGUCACAUGGACAUGAAGACCAAUCAGCUGCUCCAGAUCCACUUAAUAGUCCACACGGGGCGCCACAGGUGUCAGUUAUGUGGCAUUGCCUACAUAACGGUGGGAUCCCUUACGAAUCACAUGAGGCUGAAGCAUCCGUCCAUUUCGAGUUUCCCCACGGCAGCAGACGCUUAUGUUGGUUUCCAGGAAGCCACCAAAUCUCAGACUGAUUCUAAGCAAGCUAGCUCCGGAGAGGCUAAUGUUUCUAACAUUGACAACACUGCUAGCUCCGGAGAGGCUAAUGUUUCUAACAUUGACAGCACUGCUAGCUCCGGAGAGGCUAAUGUUUCUAACAUUGACAGCACCGUUAGCUCCAGAGAGGAUAAUAUUUCUGACAUUGACAGCACCACGAGUUCGAGAGAGGCUAUUGUUUCUAACAUUGACAGCACCACUAGCUUCGGAGAGGCUAAUGUUUCUAACAUUGACAGCACCACUAGCUUCGGAGAGGCUAAUGUUUCUAACAUUGACAGCACUGCGAGCUCCGGAGAGGCUAACAUUGCAAACGGUUCUGCCUUUGGUUUCAAGGAAGCUAGCAAAGCUCCUACUUAUUAUAAGCAUGCUGGUUACGACAUUGGCAUUGACAGCGUUGUUGAAGAGGUCAACGGCAUUAUGGAGGUCAACCCGAUCACGGAAGUCAAUGAUAUCAAGGGGGAGUUCAAAGACAUCACAGAGGUCAAUGACGUCUCUGAACUCAAUGUUGUCAGGGAGGCUUCCAAUAAUGUUAAGACGAAGGUCUAUGGUGUCAUGGAGCUCAAUCAUAUGGAGGACACAAACGCUGUGGUUGGCAGUGAUAUCACAGUUCUCACCAGGAGAACCCGGAGAGACCAUCGGGAGCAGAGGAAAGACUUCUUCUGUCUUGAGUGUUUAGAGUGUUUCCGCAUGGAGGAAGAUCUCAUGAAACACGAAUACGAGAAGCACCCGCAUGGGGAACAACCCGAAAGCAACGACGACAACAGUAGAAGCCCGGAGCCGUUUGUUCACCAACUGAGGUGGAGCUCUGAAGAAAACCUCUUGGCGCUUAGCACAGACUCGGAGCCAAUGAACUCUGGCGAAGUCGAGACGAAACAGACAUUGCGGCAGGGUCGAAAGAGGAAAGCUAGUUCCCCCAGACUUUCCGAAAUCCCAGUGGAAAGGGCGACGGGGAAACGUAAAGUAAAAAAGAGAGUGCCAAAGAGUUACACAGGCUCUGGAGCCAGGGGCGGAAUGGAUGCUCCCAAGCCUGCGUUUGGAGAGAUCCAUAUUCAGGGCAUACCCCAGAAGGUUCCGCAACCCGUGGAGAAAUACUUUACAUGUGUCAGAAUGAGUGCACGGAGCUGGCCCUGCAAAACUGCACUGCAAAACUCAACAGAUACACAAGGAACACCGACGGAUACAACAGCUGGCCAGACAGAAACACCAGGCAGGCAGACACACACACCAGACACAUUGGCCAGACGGAUAGACCAACCAGACAGACAGAUGGACACACCAAACAGACAGACGGACACACUGGCCAAACGCACGUGCACAAUGACCGACAACCAAGGCAGACAGACAAACACACAGCCAGUGAAUGACGGUGACGGUGAAACCAGUAAAGAGUACCCGGUUGGAGUGGAAGCCAGCAGAGAAGAGAGACACACUGGAACAGAGAGACAGGAAACAGGCUCUACGUCUGAAGCCCCAGAAAGAGUCAACACGCUGGACGGAAAUAUGCCAGGCUUCCUAAAGCCCUGCUCCGUCAAGCUCUUCUGUUUGCCACAGCAUACUCUAGAGGCGCAUCGCAUUAAGGGAUUGAAAGGAACUCUAUUCUAGAAGCUUCUUAUCUGCCAAGGUCUUUGUUGCGGUUCCGGGGGCAUGCUAAGAAACUGCACAUUUCUGAAUUUACCUGCUGGAUUUCUAAGAAACAUUUCUGAAUUUACCUGCUGGAUAUCUAUGUGAAAUUCAAGUACAUUGACACUUUUUAAUUACUUA